Ascoidea rubescens DSM 1968 is the source of this 1122-nucleotide messenger RNA. RefSeq names its product CBS domain-containing protein. The transcript has 4 exons. Lineage: Eukaryota; Fungi; Ascomycota; Saccharomycetes; Ascoideales; Ascoideaceae. The annotation marks the transcript as partial. The record is from RefSeq and is a predicted model, not a curated record.
ACCAUAAUGUCCUUAAAACCAGAUGCUCCUCUAAUAGUUUCUCCUCUAGAUUCUGUUUAUUCAAUAUCAGAAAAAAUGUCCAAACAAAAAAUUCAUUGUGUAAUGGUCAAAGCGACCAUCGCCGAAAAAAUUAUUGGGAUUUUCACAACAAAAGAUUUAGCCUUCAGAGUAAUCGCAAAAGGUUUACACCCAAAAUUACUUAAAGUUAAAGACAUUAUGACUAAAAAUCCCUACUGUUCUCCCUCAAACCUAUCUGCUAGUGAUGCACUAAAUUUAAUGGUAAAGAGAAACUUCAGACACUUACCAAUAAGGGAUGAUACAAAUCCAAACAAGAUCAUUGGUAUACUAGACAUAACAAAAUGCUUCAACCAAGUUAUGUUAAAACUAGAAAAAAUCGCUAAAUCAACUCACAAUUUAAAUAAUAACAUUGAUAAUUUAAGUGAGGGCUCUUCACUCAUUAAUCCUGAUUUGGUUGACGAAAUUAAGAAUUUAAUAAGUUCAAUGAAAUCUCCAACUUUAGAUGAUGUUCUCAAUGAGCCCAACCAUCCUGCUCCUGUUUUCAUCGAUUCCAACCAAACAAUCAGAUUUGCUGCAGAGCAAAUGAGAAAAAAUAAAUGCACUGCAGUUCUAGUCAAAGACACCAAUGGAACCUUGACCAAAAAUAACUCAAAUGUCAUUGGUAUAUUUACCUCAAAGGAUAUUGUUUUCAGAGUAUUAGCAAAUGACUUGGAUCCUGAGUCUUGUACAAUUGCAAGAUGCAUGACAACUCAGCCAAAAUUAGCUGAUAGAGAUCUAACUGUUCAAUCGGCCUUAAAAUUAAUGUAUGAUGGUCAUUUUUUGAAUCUACCGGUUAUUGAUGACGACAAAAAUAUCAUUGGAAUUGUUGACGUUUUACAAUUGACUUGCAUGGCACUUAAUCAAUUGAAUAAGGCUAUAUCAAAGGACGAAAGUUACUUGAAAAAUCAUUUUGACACUCCUUCUACCUCAAUGACUUCCUCUGGUCCUGCUUGGGAUCGAUUUUGGAGGUCUGUUGACCGAACCUUUGAAGAUACAGCUUCAUCUGUCUCCGAUAUAAGUUAUACAUCUGGAGGCCCAUUGUUUGCAAAUUCCAACACACCUUCA